GUAGCGUCCCAACUUCUGGGAUUCUCUUAAGGCCCGGCUGUAGGUUUUCACUUACCUGCUGUGGUUGGGUGGGGGGAUGCCCACCUUUCUGCAGUGUCCCUUUGCCCCACCCCAGGGGGCUCUCUCCCCUCACUCCCAGAGAAAAGGUGCACUUCCUUAACUCCUCUACUUGGGGCUCUAAAUAAGGGUCCUAAAUGGGGUAGCCCUUUCUUUCCCCAACCUGGAGUAUUUGGGAAGGGUGAGGGGGCUUUUCCUGGAGAGGGAGACCCUAGACUCCUUCCCGUGAAGGCUCUCUUCCCUGAGCCCCAGAUCCCGGGUCCUUCACCAUGCCCACCCCUCUCCCACCUUCCUGGCGGCAUUGUCUGGUGGGUGAAAAGUAUAGAAAUGGAAGCCCCAUGGGGAGCUUGUCUUGGGGAGGGGUCUGGGUAGAGAGCGGCAGGCAUCAAAUGUGGUGCUCUUCGGCAGCCCCCGACCCGGACCCCUGAGGAGCAGGCAGCCAGAGACCCUGCUUCCCACCCCACCACCUCCAUGCCUCAGCCUUCGCCUUCCCCAGGAAUGAGCUUUGCAUACAACAUCCCUUGCCGACUGCCAUGAGAAGAGGGGGCCCCUCUGCGUCUGAGCCCCCCACCCCAUUUCACCUAGGGGUGGCACCCAUCGAACACUCUUGUCCGCCUCAUUUUGAAACCAAAAAACUGCUCCUUCACUUUCACCUGGAGGCCCCGGGGAGAGACCCUGCGGGUUGGUGCCCAAGAGGUGAUUGCCACCCCAGGGGUCACCUGGGGACCCCGGAUCUCCCCUGGGGGACUUGGCUGCUGCUGCUGUUCUGUAUUUGCCUCUUGUGAUCCUGGCCUUUACCCGUGUCCACUCCCCGCCCAGGAGAGGCCUUGGUACCCCCUCUGGCCCCCGAGUGUUCCUCAGCCUCGCAUCCCUACAGCCCAGCAGCCCUGCCCCUCCCCAGCACCCAGCUGGGCCAGAGAGAGCCGAUUGUGCCAACGAGGACUGGGCCCUGCCCGGCUGCCCACCUCAGGGAUGGGCGCCUCAUGCCUGUCUCGCCACCUCCUGUGCCAAUGUUGUCCCACCCCCACCUGGGGUGGGGUGCAGCUUCCACUUACUGGUUAGAAGACACCACUGCCCAACUCUUCUCCCUCCCUGUCUGGUGUCCUGUGCCCCAUCUGUCUGUCUGUUCGUCUGUACUCCCCUAGAAGUAUUUGGCCACAUAUAAAACCGCCAUCCUGUCCUUUGCAGCCGCCUCCCGAGCCUGCUUCUUCGUUCCUGCCACACGGCCAGCCUGGGCACGUGGGAGCUGCCCAUGCAGGGGAGCGUGGAGGCGGGGUGUGCGAAUACGCUGGGCUUAGUUGUUUUUUCAGUAGGAGAGCUGAUGCUCUGUUCUGCGCAUUCCGGCCAGCCUGCUGGGAGCUGUGCAGCCACUUCCAGCUGCAGCUUCCCAUCCAGCCCCAAGUCUUAUCCGUUCCCCAUAAGUAGGGCCAGAAAAAAAGUGGGAAGCUGCGGUGGAGAAAUGGGGUGUGGCAGGCACGAUUCAGAGGGUGAGAUCCAGUGUUUCUGCUCCUGUGGCCUUGGCAGCUGCCCAGCGGCUCCUGGGAGAGGGCGGCUGAGUUCCUUCUGGCUCCCUCCUCCCCCGAUGCCCCUGCUAGCCAGCUUUGGGGGAUGGAAGAGGUCUACUUGGCGGGGGCAGAGAACGGGGGCUCCCCCAGCCCCAGCCUGAGAACAUCAAGAGUGAGAAAGUUAGCAGCCGACUGUCAGUUCCGUCAUCACCAGCUGGCAGGAUGUGGACCCCUGACCGUUGUCACUGCCGGCACCUGUAUCCUGCCUCACGUGGCACUCACAAACCAUUUCUCCACCCUCCUGGUUCUUGUUUCUGGGGUGGUGGACCUGGAGGACUAGAGCUCCUGGGUCCCUCACCUGAAUGCUUCUGCCCAAAGUGUGGGGGGGGGCACGUGUAGAGGACAGCAGACAUCUAGACCUUCCAGGUGGGAGGUUAUGAGACACAAGGAAAGGAACUGGGCAGGUCCUCAGGUCAGGUGGUUGGCCCAACGUCCCAUGCCAGGGAGUUGAUGGCAAAGACUGCUGGGAUUGGAGUCCGGUCUCUUCCUCCCAGCCUAGCACUCUUACUCCGCUGCCUCUCCAUGGAAUCAAUCCUUUAUUCCCGUGUUUACUCAUUGAACAUUUAUUGAGCACCUACCAUGUACCAGGUACAAGUCUAAAAGGGAGCCACAGACAAUUCAAGACAGCAUGGUGAGCUCUCUGCUGGGAGAAGCACUGGGUUCUGCAGGAACCUGGCAGAAGGGUAAUUACCUUAGCCUGGGGAGGUCAGGAGGGGCUUCUCAGAGGAGGUGAGGCUUGAGUGAAGUCUACAAGGCUGGUUAGGAGUUAACUGGUGGGAAGCGUUCAAGACAGGAAGCAGGUGACACAUGGCAUGUUCCUGGCCCUUCACCAGCAAAGCGUGCUCUCAGGGUGGUGGUCAGAGAAGGGUCAGUAGGAGCAGAUCACAGUGGGCCUUGAGUCUUGUGAGGGAGUUUGGGCUUUGUCCUGAAGCUGUUGUGCAGGAAUCGAAGGAUUGCAAGCGGGAAUGGCCAAAGUUGCCUUGGUUGCGGUUUGGAGAUUGGAGGGCCUAGCCUGGACACAGCUGCAAUACUGCGGAGCACAAGGUUAUCAUCGUGGGACUGGACAAUGCGGGAAAGACCACCAUUCUCUACCAGCUCAGCAUUGAUGUCAUCUGGAAGCUUGUUAGAAGUGCAGAACACUGGGCCCCAGCCUAAACUCACUGAUCAGAAUCUGCAUUUUAACAAGACUCCCAGCCUGAUGACUGAGGUGGUCCAUACAUCUCCCACGAUCGAGAGCAACGCGGAGAAGAUUGUUCUGCAAAAGACACACUUCCUCGUGUGGGACAUAGGGGGACAGGAAGCUCUGUGCUCUACCUGGAACACAUACUAUGCCAACACCGAGUUCAUCAUCCUUGUGAUCGACAGCACGGACCGGGAUCGGCUGCGGACCACGCGGGAGGAGUUGUAUCAGAUGCUGGCCCACGAGGCUCUGCAAGAUGCUUCCGUCCUGAUCUUUGCCAACAAGCAGGAUAUGAAGAACUCCAUGACCACCGUGGAGAUCUCUCAAUUCCUCACUCUUAGCGCCAUCAAAGACCACCCAUGGCACAUCCAGGGCUGCUGUGCCGUCACCGGGGAAGGAAUCUGGCUCACACUUAGCUCCUGGGCCCAGUCAGGCGAGCACGCACCCACAGCUGAGAUGCUGUGGGAGCGGGAUCACAGCAGGCUGCGGACCCAGGUGCCUGGAGACUUUAGGCAGGUCAGCCCAAGGAACCACACGUUUCUGGCAGUGUCCUUGCCAUUCCCUCCCCAACCCACAUCCAUUGUCUGUGCUGGACUGCUGCCUGCGGGGCUGCAGUGGAUGAAAUCUCAGGCCACCGCCAACUGACAUCCCAACCUGAGGCCAACCCAAAACUCGGGGCAGUUUUGCUUGGACUAUGUAGGUGGAACACCUAAGUGAGAAUGACUUUUCUACGGUUCUCCAAUGGGAUCUGGGUCAGCUAUGGACAAUGAGAUUGCCAUAGGCCACCAACCAACCCUGGCACCGAGGGGCUCGACCUCCUGCCCUGACCUGCCGCAGACAGGACAGCAGAAGAGCUGCCUCUCUCUCCGGGGAAGCAGGUGUCCUUGGAGGCACAGGCAAGCUGUUGGACCUGUCGAGGGGUUGGGAAGUGGAGCCCUGUGCCCUCAGCCUGCAACCUCUUUGAGGAAAGAAAUGGGGGACAGAGUAAGAGACCCCUAGAAUUGCUCUUCAUUUCCUAGAACCCCACCCCCAAUCCUUCGAUAUCCUCCCCAGCUUUCUGGCCCCUUAGCCAUCUUUGAGCAAAGGAGAUUCCAGAAAGGUGAUGGGGCAGGCUCAGGGGAAGGAGGACAGAGCCAAAAACUGGUGGGAAGAGAGAGGAAGAAGGACGGGACAUCCCAGAUGGGGACAGUCCCUUGCCCUGUGAGGAGUUCCACCCCUCCCAUGCCUUUCCCUUCCCUUUGAGAUGCUGGCUCUGACCGCAGCUUUUGAACAUUAAGCCAUCCCACCCUAUGCCCUCCAGUCCUUCCAGUGUGAACCCCACUCCUCCCAAACGUCUCCAAUUCCUACAGCAUACCUAUCUCGACUGUCUUUUAUAAUGAUUUUUUCAUUGUUUUAGAAUUUUUAUAAAAGUGUAAUAAACGCCUUUGAAAACUG
Molecule: messenger RNA, 4236 nt
Organism: Ailuropoda melanoleuca (giant panda)
Lineage: Eukaryota; Metazoa; Chordata; Mammalia; Carnivora; Ursidae
Gene: ARL5C
Product: ARF like GTPase 5C
Exons: 9
Coding region: 2689-3447 (252 amino acids)
Molecular function (GO): GTP binding; GTPase activity
Source: RefSeq, a predicted model, not a curated record